Lineus longissimus is the source of this 5400-nucleotide messenger RNA. RefSeq names its product alpha-protein kinase 1-like. The coding region runs from base 86 to 3190 and encodes 1034 amino acids. Gene Ontology annotation, cellular component: cilium. Gene Ontology annotation, biological process: innate immune response; protein phosphorylation; cytoplasmic pattern recognition receptor signaling pathway. Gene Ontology annotation, molecular function: ATP binding; monosaccharide binding; protein serine/threonine kinase activity. The transcript is spliced from 9 exons. NCBI's taxonomy places the organism in Eukaryota, Metazoa, Nemertea, Pilidiophora, Heteronemertea, Lineidae. The record is from RefSeq and is a predicted model, not a curated record.
UGGAACGGAGAGUUUAUUGGUCGUGAUUCUACCGAGCGCCAUUUGCAGUCUAAAGUCGAGUACAUGUUCCCGUCCACGAAUUGAAAUGAAAGGAGCUGGGGUGCAACUGAAGAAUUCCUCCUCGCAACACAAGACAUUGAAGGAAUUGUUCAGCGCGCUGUCGCCGAAACUCCAGCAGUUAGUUCGCGAGGCUGAGGACCAAUCUUGGCCAUUCGUCUUCGAGGAGUGGCAGUUCGAGCCGGACAAUAAGAAGGAGAUCGUCAACAUCAAUGACCUCAUCCAGUCCAAGAAUGCAGUGUAUCCUGAUAUGACGGAGGAGGAUGUUCUGAAGGAAUGUCUUGAACUUGCCUAUUCAGAGAAGGCCUUCGAGACGGCCGCGUCAGUCGCCCUCCUGCUUGAUCGGUUGAUGUAUUUGCAUGGUAACUCCAAAUACAUCCUCGACAAGGUGGACGACAUCAAACAGCAGGCGCCCACCACGGCCAUCGCGCCACAGGUCUACCUAAGAAAGGCAAGGUUCCUCAAAGACGGGGGCUCUCUCCAAGAUGCGGACAAGACGCUCGAUUUCAUUCUCUCAGAGAAGGGACAUAAAGAGCAAUGGCACUAUAAGGAGGAGAGCCAGUACAACAUUGUUCACGCAACAUGCGUCCAGGUGAAAGGAGUUAUCAGACAUAAUCUCGGUCUUUGGUUGGAAGCUGCAGACCUUAUCCUCGAGUCUAUCCGGAGAUACAACAGCCUACCCAAGCCCGACCAAAAAGGAAUAAGCUCCUCGUUGGGCAUCCUCUCAGAUGCCCUAAGAAACAUCUCUCAUUCAGAGUUCAAGCAGAUGCUGCUGAAGUAUGCGUGCCGCUAUAACCAUCCCCUUGAAGAGGCCUAUGCUGCGAACAGACAGGCUGCCUGGCUGACUAGAUUCGACCCAUUUUUCUUCGCGAGGCAUACGCGAAGGGCUGGCGAGGUGUUGCUCAUGUUCGUGAUCACACUGCCUCAGGAAGACCGGCUUAAGCUGAUCACCCAGGCUCUCAACGACCUCAAGAUGAGUCUCAAGGGACACCUAUCAUUGAAUAAACUCACGAGUCGAGAGCAGCUGUAUGAAUUCACAUGCGCUGUGUACCAAUGUUUCAUAGCCUACUGUCUGAUGGCUACCCCAGGAGCAAUCUCGAAAGCUAUUGAGAUCGAAAAGAACUGCAUGAUCAUUUAUGAUCAUCACUGCGCCGCUACUGACGCUGUUCCUCUCGAGGAGAACUUUGUCAAAGCAAUCCAUAAAGUCCAUGACUUGCUGGAACUACCGCGACAAACUGUCAGUGCUCCUGAAACUAAUGAGUUUCUCAACCUACCAGCUUAUGAAUACCGGUACCCGACUCUCCGAGAAUCUGUGGCAUCGACCCCUAACCAGAUAGGCACUCAGGUGGUAUCCCAUCCUGAGGAGACAGCCAACAGUCGAGCGCCAUUGUCCCGUUUCCGCACCCGGGUUAAGAGACAUGCUACUGGUGCUGCCACUCCAAGGAAAGACAAUCAAAACGAAAGGGCCAUGGAAGAAUCUGCAACGACAUGUGUUCGUUCCAUCUCUGGGAGCUUGGCACCUACACUUACGGAUCCAGAGGCCGACACCAAGCCAUCCGAACGACAACCAGCGGCUGCUACUCCUGUGGUGACCGAGCACAACCGCUCGGGUACUCGAGCUCGACUCACCCGUUUCAAUACAAGAGCUAACAGACAUGCUAUUGGCUCCACUGCAUGGAAUGGUGAACAAGAAGGAGACACUUCAGUCGCUGAUCUCUCGGAAAAGAUAACUUCCAUCUCAGUGAGUUUGUCAGUAGCACCUACUCUUAUGGACCCAGAGGCUGACACUCAACCAUCAGGACGACGACAGCCAGAGACAGCAGACUCGUCAAGGUAUCGAGACACAGGGAUAGCAGUUAAAGUGGGAGAUAGAGAAGGUCAGUUUCAGCAGAUGACCAAAUCUGGCGGAGGUCAGAAUGAAGAGACCGGCACUCCUGCGGUAGUUCGCCCGCCUGUCGCAUCGCAUUGCCUGGGGCUUCCGAGCGCCAAUAAUGUCGUAGAAACUGCUUCUGGGACUGGUAGUCUCGGAGGACAGUUUGAACUGCCGCAUGAAGCUGCUUCUCUUGCUGAUCAUUUGGGUGUUGAUGGUUCAUCUGUAGAUACAGGUUACAGUGGAUCAACGCAAGGCUUGAUGAAUCCAAAGACAGAGGAUGUGUCCAUCGCGAGUCACGAACAAGGGGUCGAAAUUGACGAGUACGUUGAGAGUGUCCAACCGAUGUACCUCGAAGACAAACCCACACAACUCCCGAAGACGUUCCUCGUGCCUGAUCCAGUGAGCCCAAUAAGCUCAUUCGUAGACUGCACCCUCUCUGCAUUGCCUGGACAGACAAUGAAUCCUUCCGCUAAUAUCGUGAUGACUGAUUCCCGCCAAGGUCACGCCUUAAAGACAGGCGAGAUACCGUUGGGUGUUCAUCGUGCCCGGGUGUUUAAAUUCGACGCUGCCCACAAUACAUGGACUUGCUCGACAACGCUGGUCUACGUCGAUGAGGAGCUGGACGUUCGUCGCAAGGGAGCCAUGCGGGACGUCAUCAAACUUCAGUAUCUCAAUCAGGAUGAACCAAAAGCAAGAUACGUUGGCAAGAGCUACCGAGAUGCCAAGCGGAAGAAGCUGCAUUUGUACUACCAGGAUGUCGUCUGCCAGAUGACGGCGCGCCAUUUCGUGGCCCUGUUCAACCAGGCGGUCAAGGACGACAAUCCGGCCUGGAAGAUCCAGUUUGUCCCUGCAGCGCACAUCCAACUUUUGUCGGAUGACCACAAGGACAUAGUUUAUUUGUUUAAUGUUGAGCCGUUCGUGGAGGGAUCAGAUUUUGUCAAAGUGACCAACAACUUCACGUACGUCAACCCAAGAUUAACUAAGAAACUUGUGGACGUGUCUCUAGCCUUUAUGCACUUUACAUGGGAGCAGUCUGAAGGCAGGAUACUGGUGACAGACCUUCAGGGCUGGUUGCCCCGGGACCAAAAAGGCACCAUCAUUUUCACAGACCCGGCCAUUAAUUCAGAACCUCUGAAGACCGCAUUUGUUACUGGCAACCUUGGUAAAAAGGGUGUUGACGCCUUUUGGAGUCAUCAACAUCCGACAUGUAACGAUAUAUGCUACUCGCUAGGAAUAAAGAGACCUCAAUUUGCCUCUUAAUUCUUACACUACAGACGCAGUGGACGGGCCUCGUCCCUCAUCAUAAGGAGAUCCAAUUAGGAUAAUGCAAUGGACUGUCCUGGGAGAGUCUAUUGAAUUCCUAGCUGAACAAAACGCUAUUUUACCAGAAAUGUAAUACAUGUAUAUUUAUUUAGUGAAGGGUGUGUGAUUCAGGAAUUCAUAACACUUUAAGAAUUAAAACACUCUGAAGAGUCUAUACACCUUGGAACUGCCAACUUUGGUAAAGGUGGCUGGGGCGUUUUUUUGGCGCGGUCACUGACUUGUAAGCGCAGUCCGUGACGCGAUCGACAUCGUAUGCAAUAUCUAUCACAUCAUGUCAGUCAACAUGACAUCAAUCGAUAGGACCGGAAGGUAGCCAGUGCUGGAACUGACAGCUGAAGCAGUGAAAAAGUGUAUUCAACAUCCAGAGUCUGUAAUAUCCUGGCAAAUAUAGAAAAAUGCAUCUUUUGCACAGUCACUGACUUCUACAAUCACCUUUGAACUGCCAACAUUGGUAUUAAAAGGUGCCUCACGCGGUUUUUUUUUGCUGGGGCGGUCACUGACGUCUACAUAAGUGCAGGACUAUAGAAGUCUGAGGCGCUCUCACUAUAUGGAAAUGCAAUUCUAUCCGAUAUCCAAUGAUAUAUAUCUUGGCAAAAAUACAAAUAUACUUUAGGGGGACACGCACUACUUAUUUUCAUAGAGGACUUUGUACUGGUGUUAAAAAAGAUUCCUUUUUAAUGCGCUCCCAUGCACACAAUUAGGGCGAGUAUUAUUAACGAACAUAUAGUUCAUAUAUAAGUGUCACGAAAACUGAAAUGUUGUCCUUUAGAAUUUCUCUUAUUGAAUUAGAAUUUCUCGUAUUGCGAAGUCGAAAAAAGGUUACGUUUUCGUAUGAGCAGCAAACAGGUGUCACAUAUUAUAGGUAUACAGAUUGAGGCAUCUAAAUUUCUAACUGUAACAUUUUAGCUAUAACAUUUUAUUGAAUAAGAUGUCACAGCGGUAAUACAUAAGACAAUGAGACGCGUUUUUUUUCACGAACCCAAAACACUCUGAGGUAUAUAUACAACCUGGAACGCCAAGCUUGGUAAAGGUGGGUGUGCCUUUUUUUACGCGGUCAGUGUAAAUGCAGGCCUAAAAGGUGAUCCGUCGCAUGUCGCUCUGAGCUUAGUAGGUUGAGAUGGACUGGUUGUUCAUUGUUGUCUGUUUUGUGAAAUAUGAGUACACCAAUUUCUUCCAUUAUCUCCUGGUGUCAUUAAGACGCAUCUUCUGCGCGACAUGCGCCUGGUUGCGCUGUGACGGGUCUGGCGCGAUCAAUAUCAUGAUAUUGCAAUUGUAUCAAAUAUCCAGAGUUCUUUAAAGGGGACACGCACGACCAAUCUUUAUACCUGGUCUCGCAUGAUGUUCUGAAAAGACUCCCGGGGGUCAUGUGUCGACUAUAAUUCUAAAAAGCACGUGCCUGGUUCUUUUUCUACAAUGUCAAGAAAGUGCAAACGACUAGCUCAUAGAAAAUCAAAUAGUUGUCAUUUUUGUGUGACGCCUACGUAAAAAUGCCGGGCUGUCGCAUUAGCACCAAGCAGGUGACACUUCAUCAGGGGGGUAAUCCUUGUCCAGUGCUCUUUCCCAAAAAAGGCAAGCUUGUCAUGCCUGAACGAACCGUGCCGGCGACAACAGCGCGAGUUGCAUCCUCUUACGCAUCCGCCAGGCUGUGCCACAUGCGACAAUACAUGUAAUAUUAUGAUUUAACAAAAACCAUCACAAUGAUUCAACAAAAAUCAUCAAAUCGCAAAAAAUGGGGACUUGUCCAAAACAAGUGUUUCCUCGUCCUCGGUACACCAAAUUGACAAUAGUGCACGUACUUGACCGACUUUUUUUGUUGAGAGGCGUGACUGGCGUUUUUUCUUUCAAAUUAUCUUGCAUCCGAAAAAAAUCUCUGAAAAUAAAGGCAUGAAUGUUUGCCACAUUUUUUUUUCCUCUGAUGCGAUAAAUUAUGAUGUCUCGUGCUUAUACUCCGUCGAACGCAUUCCUCGUUUGGAUGACAAAUUGCCCGUUAUUGACGAUAUGCUUGUGAUAAGGGUACAUUUCCAUAGACAGAUCCCUUAACACAUACUGCUCCUCUUUUCUCUUCGUUCUAUCUGCACUCGAGUUUAUUGUUGUUAAGCUUAUGUAAAAUUAUUUUAUAAGGCACAAUAAACUAUUUUGAAUUUGAA